Messenger RNA from Schistocerca gregaria, 16844 nucleotides. RefSeq names its product activated Cdc42 kinase-like (gene Ack-like). Gene Ontology annotation, molecular function: ATP binding; protein tyrosine kinase activity; protein binding. The transcript is spliced from 23 exons. Lineage: Eukaryota; Metazoa; Arthropoda; Insecta; Orthoptera; Acrididae. Gene Ontology annotation, biological process: protein phosphorylation. The record is from RefSeq and is a predicted model, not a curated record. The coding region runs from base 462 to 4028 and encodes 1188 amino acids.
UAACCUGGGUGCGGUCGCAUUUGUCGAAGGUUGCUCAUUGUGUUGUCGACAAGAAUGUUAAACAGUGAGAGUUUAAGGAGCGUGAGAACGAUGAAGAUGUGAGGCAGACGUUGCUAAAUUGUACUUACAACUUGUGUGAAUAUCAACUUUUUUUUUGGUUAUUACGUGUUAGUGGAGUGGAAGAAAGAAAGGCUUGCCUAUCUGCAAGCGGGUGCGUUUGUUUACUUCACGACGAAGCGUUAACUAUUGUCCGACCAACACGUCUGCUGCGUCAGUGUUUGUGUUAAGUGAUUUGGAAGGACGAUAAGGACCGAUCUCUGCAGGAAAUAGUGUCGUAAAGACGUGUGUCUAUGGCGUGCACGUACGAUUUUGAUGACGCUUGGUCACGCUACUGAAAUAGCUCGAGCUGUUUAUAACCGUGCGUCAUAAUACAUCUGGCACCGCGGCAUUCCAGAGCAAACAUGACAACUGCCAAAGGUCCUGGAUUGUACGAGUUCCUCAUCGAAGCGGAACUUCAGCAAUACUAUGCCGGUAUCAAGAACGAUCUCAAGGUGCAGAAUGUGCCACAACUCAAGUACGUCACCGAGGAUGACCUGCACAGCAUCGGUAUGUCGCGGCCAGAAGUACGGCGUCUCAACAAGUACUUCCAGAAGCACUUUCCACAGAACUACCUCUCCAAGCUCAAAAAGAUGAUCCUGCCGGGCAGCCGUCGGGGCGAUGAGCAGCAGGUGGCGUCGAUGGUGGCGAUGCUGCCGGAUGAGGGGCCCGACAAGCCGGCGGUGCGCGUCCCCAACAAGCACAUCAUCCCCGCAGAGGCCAUCAUUGUCAACAAGGAGCUCGGCUCGGGGGAGUUCGGCGUCGUGCAGCAGGGCGUCUGGACCAACGACGGCGAGAGGAUCCAGGUUGCCAUCAAGUGCCUUAGCCGUGAGAGGAUGCAGAACAACCCGAUUGAGUUCCUGAAGGAAGCCGGCAUAAUGCACUCCAUAGACCACGAGCAUAUUGUUCGUCUCUACGGGGUGGUCCUCGACACGGGAGCUCUGAUGCUGGUGACGGAGCUGGCGCCGCUGCGCUCGCUGCUGGAGUGCCUGAAGGAGCCAUCGCUGCGGCCCAGCUUCCCCGUUCUGACGCUCUGCGACUUCGCUGUGCAGAUCUGCGACGGCAUGCAGUACCUCGAGGCCAAGCGGCUCAUCCACAGGGACCUUGCAGCACGUAACAUCCUAGUGUUCUCGAAGAACAAGGUGAAGAUUUCAGACUUUGGCCUCUCGAGGGCGCUGGGUGUGGGAAAGGAUUACUACCAAACCAACUUCAAUGUCAACCUCAAGCUGCCCAUUGCAUGGUGCGCCCCAGAAUGCAUCAGCUACCUGCGCUUCACGUCCGCUUCGGACGUGUGGGCGUACGGCGUGACUCUGUGGGAAAUCUUCAGUUAUGGCUUCCAGCCGUGGGCCGCGCUCACCGGCCAUCAGAUCCUCGAGGCCAUUGACGAGCCAAAUUUCCAGCGCCUCGAACAGCCGGACUGCUGCCCGAAGGAGUACUUCAACGUGAUGCUCAAGUGCUGGCAGCACGACCCCGGCAAGCGGCCCAGGUUCGCCGACCUCAUGGAGCUGCUGCCCGAGUGCAAACCGGAGCAGGUGCAAGCUGUCCAAGACUGCUGCGAGGAGCCUGCAAAGGCCAAGAGGGAGCAGCUGCUGUACCGCGUGGGUGACGUCAUCACCGUGCUCGACAAGGGGCCGAUCCCGAAUGUGUCGGGCUGCUGGAAAGGUGUCCUGAACAGCGGCAAGACGGGCCUCUUCAACCCGGCGCACACGGUUGCCUACCUGGGCUCGAACCUGCCUGCAGCACCCGGCGGAAAGCCCGGGGAAUUCGUCCGAGGAGACAGCGUCAGGUCCCUCAGGUCGUCGACAUCCGGUAAAAUGUCAGACGGGAAGAACCCAUACUCGUCACGUCGGAGGCUGCGCCCGGAGAUGAUAUCGCGGCCGCAGGGUGACCUGAAGCACACCGGCCACGUGGGGCUGGACGGCUCCUACUUUGGGGACAUGUCCUUCCUCGGCGGCAAGCAAUACCAGCACCUGCCGCACCAGGUGGUGGCGCCGUACAAACCACAGGAGGACUCGGAGCCCGCGGGUCGGGCCCCGGGGCAGGACCAGUCGGACCGUGCGCCGCUGCUCAAGCCGGUCCCCCAGAAGAUGGCAGACUGUGACGUUGCGCCAAAGAGCAAGGUGCAGCUGGUGACGGACCACGAGUACCACGAGAUCAGUGACGAGGAGAGCCUGCCGCCCCCGGCCGACAGCCCCUGCUUUGAGCAGAAGUCAUUUGACCUUGGGCCGAGCCUGCUGGACGAGAUGGAGUCGAUGAUCCGCGGACUCGGCAGCUCCGGUUCCGGCGCCGGUUCUGGCGCGUCCACGCCUCCCCCACCCUCCCCACUGGACGAGACGACCAACGUCCGCAACGAGCUGCGCGAGAUCGCCGCCAAGGUCACGUCAACCACUGGCCGCAAGAAGCAGGCUACGGUGAAGCCCAUCUCGGCAUCGGACGAGAAGACUCUGGACAGUGCGAUCGCGAUGGCACACGAGCUCGCCGCGCGCUCCAUGUCGGAGCUGGACAGCGGCGGGGUGGCGGGCGGAGGCGGCGGCCCGAGGACGGGGUCGGGGGUAGGGAGCAUGCAGGGGAGCCCCCCGGAGUCACCCCACACUCCAGCUGGAGGGCGACGCAAAUUUUCGUUUCGCUUCCCUGCCCCCUCUGCCUCCUCCCUGUCCGGGGGCGGCGGGGGUGACGGCGGCGGUACUGGCACGACGGGGCGUGGACGCCGUCACGAGGUGCGGCGCACCUUCUCCGAGGAGGCGGCGUCCAUCCCGGACAUUCAGGUACCGUCGGAGCAGUCUUCUUCGGACGACUCCAAAAGCAAAGAUUCGGAGCAUUCGUCUCUGACAGAGGAGGCGCGUGCCGCCUACACGACGCUGGUGGAGGCUCCCGCUGCAGCAGUAACUGUGCCGGUGCCGGGUGUGGCGACCGCAGUCUCCAGCGAUGCCGGUUCCAACCCACUGCGGCUGCUACGGUCGGGGCCGCUGCCGGUGGCUGUGCGGCGCCCGCGGGGGGCACAGCAGCUGCAGCCGCUUCCGGCACCCAGGGCCCUCGGGGCACCGCCUCCGCCCCCGGUGCAGGGGAGACCUCGUAGCAGGGAGUUGCAGACUGGCUCGGAGGACGAGGGACCGUCGCCGAGUCCGACGUCCAGCGACGGAGCCAACCCGAUCCCGCUCCCACCGCGCGACCGUUCGAGGCCUCCCGCACCGUCCAAGCCGCGCCACCAGCGGAAGCACCCGCUCAUCAUCCCCGGCGGGGGCGUGUCGCGGACACUGGCGCGCCUCGGCAGUGUCGACUCCGACGAGGGGGCGGACGAUCGCGACCGACUGUCGCCGCAGCUGCAACGGCGGGGCCACUCGCCGCCCCCGCGGCUCGAUGAAGCGGAGGAGGAGGAGGGCGGUGAAACGUCGGAGCCACCUCGGAACGGGCAGGUGGCGGCAGAAACGACGGCCGACGCUGAUAGGACGGGCAGCCCCUGUGAUGGGGACGACAGCUUCGAGAGGCACAUUGCGGACGAGCUGGAGGCGCUGGACGCGAUGGAGGAGGAGCCGGGGGUGGGCGCGGGAGCGGGCCCACGGCCGGACGGCCACGCCGUCUCGUGCGAGGACCUGCUGGAGUUCGCGUCGCCGCGGACGGCGGGCCCGAGGCGCGGCGCCGACUCCGACGAAGUCCGUAUCAUGCGGAAAGUCCUCGGACCCGAGGCGGCGGGCCCAGCGGAGCUGUGCGUGUCGGCGCUGGAGGCGGCGGGCUGGGACGUGCACCGCGCCAUCAAGCUGCGCCGGCUGCACACGCUGCUCCUGCACCACCGCGGGGGUGGCGGCGAGGGGGAGGAGCCGUGCGACGAGACAGCGCUGCGGUCGGCGCUCGAGGGCGCGGGCUGGGACGUGGCGCGUGCCCUGCUGGCUCUGCAGGCGCAGGGGACUCUCCUCCCGCCUGCGAUACAGGUUUGAGUGGGCUCCCUCGCCCCACCCGCUACUCCCCCACGCGGCCUCUAGCAGAGCAGAGCCUCCGCAGCAGCUCCGGCGCGCCUCGGGCACACUGCACACCUCUUCGAAUUGGUCUUCCAGGGUCUCCUUCUUUUCUACACAUUUUGUAUAUAAUUGCAUUUUUGUUACUCUGUACAUUGGGUUUGUUACUGCAGCCCCAUUGCAAAUCAAAACGAGCACAGAUGCUCGAAAUUUUUUUAGACAGUGUAUUACAGUAUUUAAGCUUUUUACAGCGUAUUUUAGUGAGCAGAUGUGAAUGAGCCUUUUUGCUACUUCAUGUGGUAGUACUGUGUGUGUGUGUGUGUGUGUGUGUGUGUGUGUGUGUGUGUGUGUGUGUGUGUGUGUGAUUGAUGCUUCCACACUGUAAAAGAGCCCAAAGUGUUUUGUUUUUAAUAGUUUAUAUAAGUUACAUAGUGUACAAAGAUUGUUGUACUGAUAUCCUGCAAAAGCAGCAUACAGCCAUGUGAAGUCUUGACAGCUCUGAAAACGUCAUCUGUCAACACGGAUAUCUCUCUCUCUCUCUCUCUCUCUCUCUCUCUCUCUCUCUCACACACACACACACACACACACACACACACACACUCCCCCCUCCCUCCCUCCUUCCUCCGCUCCCUGCCUCAAGAAAAAACUACCUAUAGAAAAUACCUCUUUACGAAAAGGAAAAUUCUCUUUAAAAAAAAAAGUGUAACAUUACAGUCUGGCUAAAUGAGUGACCAGUACUUUUAACAUUCAGGAGACAAAAUUCCAAGUACUACCUAUAGACACGUGUCGGGCCUGGUGGUGUAGUGGUAAACAAAGAGGUUGUGGGAUUGAAGCCUGACUGAGCCAUGAAAAUUUGCAGUCUGCAUUUAAUCUGGUCUUCACCUGUCAGUGAUGUGGACAGUGGCUAAGAGUGAUUUGUGGUUCAUAUUCUCCAUUACACUGCAUCUUACCUCUCUGGCAGUUGAGUAACUGGGGUAUGUUAUGGACAUAAAAGUUGCCGGAGUGGUGUCCAAUAGGAAGACCUGCACUCGGCGAUUGAGCCACACACAAUUAUUAUAAACACUUUUACCAGUGAGGAAAAAACAUUACUCCACUUUCAGAACUGUUAGUUCGUCUCUCUCAGGAAGAAGAUAGGACAGGCUAUGAAAGAUUGCAAAGGAGCAGGAGCUCAUUCACCACUCGGACCUACUUUUCUGUGUGUACAUUGGCAGUACUUGAAUUUGCCUCUCCUUGAGGUCAAUUCUAGAAGUAUCUCUGUUAGUAGCAUCACUGAGAAUUAGGAGUGUCAUAUUUCGUUUUUGGAAACAAAUAUAUCCCACUUAAUACCCACCACCUUAUAGUCACUUGUCAGAGAUGAGUUAGCUUGGGGGAGCAGUAUUUAAUUCUCAGUAACAGUUCUCCAGAGAAAUUAGCAACCUAAGCAUUACUCAAACAUAUAUUGAAUGUGGUGCUAAUUGUCUAAUCUCUCUCACUAUUUUUAAUGGUUUGUUUGAAUCGGAAGCAAGUCAAAGUUAUGGGUGUAGAACAGACAAGUAAACUUUCGGCAUUUGUAUCAAAUGCACACAAUACAGACAGGUAAAUAUUUGCAGAGCACUAGUUUGGCCUAAAAGCGAGUGAUGUCAAUUGAAGACUUGAAAUAAAAAAGGCUCCAAGUGCCAAAAUCAUGAAUUUGAGGAAAAUGAGUUUUAAGUGUACUGGAUAAUUAAUGUCUAUAAUUGCACUAUUAAUGUGUUUUAUUUGAAAGUUAAGCAUAGUAUGGAUCUAGUUUCAAAAGGAAAUUACGAACAUUCUAUUGUAAUAGCAUGAAAAACUUACUGAAAGUGGAAAUUCAAUGAAAAGCUCCAAGUGGCAUAGCUCAGUACUCGACUAAAAGGUUGCAUUUUCAUGAUGCCCCUUACUCGUACACCUUUUCUGAAAAUAAGGACACCUUCCCAGGCCUCCUGGUCUUAACGACAUGAGGCUUAAGUUUAUCCAACUAGAGUCACUGUACUUUUGAUAUGUUUAGAUUUGCUGUGUUUGUGUUACAAUCUGCUGCUUUCUUGAAAUCCAACAAGGUAGAUGCAUUCAUGUUACUGAUUAUAAAUCGCUGUAUCAUGUCUUUUACAUCUUCUGGAACAAUACACCUGGUAAUUCAAGAAUAAACAUUCUGUCCAGUUAUGUGCAGAUUAACGAUCUGUAAUGAGAUUUAUUUCUUGUACUGGAUGAGAUUUUACAGAAUGGAUUUAUUGCUUGAGUAGUGUAUUCAUCCCCUCCAGUUUUCAGCUUUUCCCUUAUUGCAGCCACAGUACCUUCUCCUUUAAUUUGUCACUUCUUUCCAUUCAAACUUUUACAAACACCUGCUGUCUCUGCCAUUUUAUCUAACACCGAGGAGUAAGCGUGUGGAACAUAGAGCCUUAAAUAUCUUAACAGCAGUGGCUGUUAAACUGCAUCCCAUCUAUUGAUUGCAUUUGCUAUUACAUUUUGUUUGUGGCAGUUUGAGCCUUUUACACAUUAUUGGGCUUCACGUGUCGAUCACAUUUAACACGAAACUUCAAAAUUCCCUGUUGUGCCACUUAGAGCCUUGUUUAUUUCCAGUCUUCAAUUGUUAGCAUCCCAACAUUCUGACUAGUGCUACUAUACAGAACUGUGAAUACAACAAUAGUUAAAAAUACUGUCAAACGGGGUGGUUUUGGACAGUUUUGUCAUUAUUUUGAUUGUAACUUUAAUAUAUAUUGUCAGAUUAAAUUGAUUGUAAUGAAAGUGGUAGAGUAUAUGUGUAACAAAUAAAAUAUCGCAGAACCAGAAAGUGUAUGUGUAGGUAUAUUUGAGGCAGUUAAAUAAAUUGGGGUGAUUUCGGACACAUGUGUUUUUUAAAUCUCUGUCCGAAGUUACAGUUAUAGAGGGCAAAUUUGGACAGUUACUGCCUGCUUUUUUUUUGUGACGUUUUACACACUUUAAGGCAGCCCUUUGUUAUGAAUAAGUGUUAUGGAAUGAUAUAAUGGAUUUUAUAUAUUACAGAUAAGUUUUUAUUUUGCAAGAAUUUAAAUAAACAGUCUCUUUGUUCAUUUCUGCACAAGCUCAUUUAAUAUUUUCGCUUAAGCGAAUGGAAAGAUCUUCUGACUGUCGUUUGAGGAAUAAAUGCACCCAUUCUUCUCCUGGCAAAUUAUUACGAAAUUUCUUCCCUUUUCGGCUCGAUUUAUCCAGGUAGCCUUUAACUAAAUAUCCAAUAUCCAAUUUAGUGAAGAGAAAUCUCCAAUGUGCAGCCCUCAAGAUACCUUCUUCUUUAUUUAGCACUGGCUGCACUUUAUUUUGUAGGGUUGAUUUAGGUAUACCAUACAAAUUGCAUGCUUUUCUGUACGAUUAUUUACCACUCUGAAUAUCACGAACAGCUUUAUCUAAAAGUUCCGGGUCAUAAUUACACCAUACUGUAGCACCUCUCCUGUUCUUAUCAUUCUUGGCAUUGUCCGAAAUCAACCCACACAGUACACAGUUUUACAAAAACCGUCAUUAUUUUAUAACCUUGCACGAGAAACUUGACAAACUUGUACAGAAAUUGUCUCAAUGCUGUUAGCUAUUGAGCAUGUCGACAAUUACGGUUACAAUAACUUCCCGCUCGGCCCAACAAUAGAAAGUUUCCACUUUAUGAUAAUGCAUGGAUUUUUAACACUAAGACUGUUUGUCAAUUAUUCACCUAGGGAAACAAUUGACGCAAAAUAAAAGUUGUGGAAAGUGAUAAUUGCAAUCUUGUGCUUAAAAUAACUGGCACACGGGUGUUAAAAUAAGUAGCUCUUUGUUUCUAUUCAGUAACAAAGAACAAAUAAGCCAUACUGUCCGAAUUUGCCCCGGUGUCCAAAAUCGCCCCAUUUGGCGGUACCGUUCAGAAGCCAAAACUGUGCACUUUUGAAUGUGUGCUUUACAGUAAUAUUCAUAAGUUACUGCUAUCACAAAUUCAUUGAGAUUUUGUCAGGCAAUAGUCAGUUGUUCAUCAGUAGUCGUGUAUUAAGCUUUAGUUGUCACAGUUCAAUAAAUUACGCAUUUGUUCAUUGUAAGUGUUAUACUGUAUAACGCUUCAUCUAAUAACCUCAGAUAAAAAUAGCAAAUGCGCUUCUGCAUACUUUCAAAGCAUUGAGUAAUAAAGCUGCAACCUAUAGGGUUUCAAACUUUGCUCGAAUGGACCAGAGAAGAGCAACACAGAAACUAUUGCCAGGAACUGGUUAAAGGCUUUUGUGAUGGACGCAUUGUGUUCCAGGAGGCUCUUUUAAAUCUUCUGAUUAAAACUUGUUCAGCUCACACAGAAUUUUGAAGGUUGUAUAUGGUUUUGCUUAUAGUUAAAGAAAAAGAGAGAAAGAAACUGGUCACGAAAUCAUAAAAAAAGACGAAGUGCCAUCUAAGCCCACUGCAUAACUUGACCAACAGUACUAGAAAACUGCUUUUCUUAACAUCACAAACCACAAUUUUGCCAACUUUGCAAGCAUAUUUUUGGCACUCCCAUCACAAGAUAUCUGUUUCCUGAGAUGCUUUGAGAUGCAUUUCCUUUGCUGUACUUUUCCAAAAAUUUGCACCCCUGAGCACACUACUCUCUGCUCUGAUUUUCUUGAGCUCUGGUAGAGUGUGUGGAACCAGAGAGAGUAUUACCCACCUCCUGCCUCUUGUGAUUUGUAUAGUGUGUCUGCCAGAGUAGAAAUGACACACGGAAAUAAGAAUUGCUCCAUCAGAACCCAAUGCUAUGCUUUUUGUUCCUGUUUUACAACUUUUGCAGAUUACCAUCCAGUUUUCUAGUACUGGUAUAUUAUCUGUGGCUCUUUUUUGCGACCCACCACGAUUACCUCUCCUGUACCAGCCUCUCAGAAUAGCACUCGCACACACAAGGGAACUUCCCCAUCGCACCCCCCUCAGAUUUAGUUAUAAGUUGGCACAGUGGAUAGGCCUUGAAAAAAUGAACACACUCGAGGGAAGACUUGAACUACGGACCACUCGUUCCGCAACUGCUCACGCUAACCACGGGACCGCGUCGCUCCUGGGCUCAUAGCAUCCUUGAUGUUGCCUACCUUGCGCACUGACUACUCAGUUUGUAUAUUUUGCUUAUUUUUUUUUCAUAGUUUCACACAACUUCUUCCUGUUUUCUCGAUUGAUCUGUGUUCAGUUUUUCAAGGCCUAUCCACUGUGCCAACUUAUGACUAAAUCUGAGGGGGUGCGAUGGGGAGGUUCCCUUGUCAGCUUUGUCAGUUAUUUGAUGUAUACAGGGUGUUACACAGUUCGUAUGACAGGCUUCUGCGGGUUGCAGAAGAGACUUCCCAGGUAAUACCUGUACAUAUCCAGUGAUCACAGGCCCUGCAGACCUUGACCUGCUUCCACAAGCUGCCUCCAUUCCUUUCUGUUUUGUGAUCAGUCUCCAAUACCCAGUGCCAGAACAUCCUUCUCCAGGUAACCCGUCCCUCACCGCCCUGGUCAUCCUGUGGGGCUUCUGGUGUUCGGUUUCCACUCGAGUGCUUUCUUCGCCUGUCUUCCUUCUGGCAUAUGGGCUAUAUGGUCUUUCUACUGGAGCCCUUUGCUCUUCAGCUUCUGUAGGAUUGCUGUUUCUUGUAUCAAGAGGUAGAAUCGCUUAUUCUUCCUCCUCCUCCAUUAUUCUUUAUCUAAAUCUCUCAUUUAGUCGUGCUCCAGAUUUCUGACCACUACACGACUGCUGGGCCUAUUGAUGCAUUGUAGAUUCUCGCCUCAGUGUUUGCUGAUCUCGAUUUUGAACUCGGCGUUUAUCAAAGGGAAUACUUGCAUUCCAUUCCCACUGCUAUUCUUCCCAUAAUAUCAAUACCUAUGCAGUUUUCACUGGUUAACCAAUAGACCAUGUAUCUGGACUGCUGAACUCCUUGAGCCUCAAGCCCUCCAUCUCAAGAAAUUCUUCCUGCUCUCGUCUUCUUCCCGAUUGCAUAAACUCCGUUUUGUGUCUCAGUUCACUUUUAGCCAAACCUUCUAUGUGUAGUUGUCCAUUUUCUGGUAAAUAUAUUUCAACUUGUGGCGUGAUUCACUCAACCUACUACACUACGUCAUCUCCAUAUGUGAGACAAUCGAAGUUACAAUCCGUUUGUACUCCUGUCCACUCCUAUUGCCUACAUUCCCUUAUUACGUUUUCACAAUUAGCUCAUUUCCGGAAAUGUACUGUUUGGAUGUAAAAUAAGUUUGAAGGUCAGAUGACUCUUAUUUCCUGCUUUGCGGUUCACAGAGACCAGAGAUGACAAUCUCUGACCUGUGCAUUCGACAGUAGCUUCUCCGUGUGGCGAUUUCAGAGCUCGUGGUCUUGUGGCUAGCAUUGCUCCCUCUGCAUCACGGGGUCCCGGGUUCGAUUCCUGGCCGCAUUGAGAUUUUCUUUGCCAGGGACUGGGUGUGUGUGUCAUCAUCAUUUCUUCUUCAUCAUCAUCAUCAUCAUCAUCAUCAUCAUAUGUGACAGUGGCUAGAUUGGACUGUGUAAAAAUUGGGUCUUUCUAUGAGUGCUGAUGACCACACAAUUAAAUGCCCCACAAAUCAAACACAAUCAUCAUCAUCCACAUGGCAAUGAGGUGUAUUUGCUGUGUGUGCUUUGAGACACACAGUCCACAAACCCACCUACCAGUCUCUUGCAGCUGUUGUUACAGUCAGAAAAAGAUAGUAUGUUACGGACUGAGGCGAUCCAGAAAAUGUUCCCGAUGCAGGCCUUGUGUGGCUUUUCCUUACAUACCACACUGUGUAGCAGGGGAUUUGAAAGUUAUCUGAAGGUCACACUUAUUUUACAUCCAAAUGGUGCAUUUAUUUAGGUAGGUUCAUUGUCAAAACUUUAUCUGCUACAUUCCCUCUACAAUCCCUCAAAUCGUGAAACUAAUUUUGAAACAUACUGUAUUUUCUGAUCUGUCUUCCUGUAUAGUUUUUACUCUCCGUCACUCCCUCUAGUAGUAAGGAAGUUAUUCCCUGCUGUGUUAAUGCAUGUCCUGCCAUCUUGUCCCUUCUUCUUGUCACCGGUUUCCAAAAAUUCCUUUCCUCAACAGUUCUACAGAGGUUUUCCUCAUUUCUUAUCAUUCCGCUUAAUUCUCAACAUAUUUCACAGCACUACAACACAGUUACUUCAACUCUCUUUUUUCUGGUUUUCCCACAGCGUGGGAUUCACUUCAAUACAGCACUGUGCACCAAAUGUGCAUUCUCAGACAUUUAUUUCUCUAAUUAAGAAGUUUUAUGAUAGUGAUGUCUUUUAUUGAAGAUGCUCCAUUUGUCUGUACUAAUCUGCUUCUUUUGCUUUCACUAUUACCUCCAUCAUGCAUUAUUUUGCUUCCGAGGUAGCAGAAAUGUUUCACUUCAUCUACUAUGUUGUCCCAAAUUUAUGCAUGUAAGCUUAUUGGUAAUCUCAAGUCUGCCACUUCUCAUUACUUUUGUGUCCCUUUGAUUAGUUCUCCCUCCCCCUCUCCCUCCCCCUCUCCCUCUCCCUCUCCCCCCUCUCCCUCUCCCCCCACCCCCAACCAUCCAUAUUCUGUGAUUGGCAGGGUGUCCAUUCCAUUUGACAGGUACUGCAAUUCUUCCACAGAUGGCAGCAAUGCAAGUAGCUGAAUCAUAUUGAUAUUUUUUCACCCUGAAUUUUAGUCCCACUUCUGGAUGUUUGUUUUUUCUUCCCCUUCAUUGCAGCUUAAAUAUCUUGUUGAACAGUGGAGGGGAAUACAGCAUCUGUACCUUACACCCUUGUUAAUCUGAUUACUUCUCUUUUGGUCUUCCAUUCUUAUCGUUUUCUCCUGAUUCUUUCACAUUCUGUGUGUGGUAGCCAGAGUUAACACUGCUGUUUGCAUUGAAUUGCCUUGCACACUUUUCUUGCAGAAAACUGUGUGCCAAGUUACAGAACAAAGCAGUGCUCGAGCAUAUGCCUUUUGACUACCAGGUAAUGGGAAUGACCGUGCUAUUGGAGCCACAAGAGGGUCAGCCGUGUUCUACGUUGUAGAACAGGUGGUCUCAGACACGAUUGUGGAGCACGAAUGGCUAAGAAAAGUUGGUUGACCCGUACUUGGAAGAGGCGAGGUUCGGGUCCCAGUCUGAUUUCCCACAUUAAAGUUUUCUCUGCUUUCCCUAAAUGAAUUGGGGAAAAUGCUGACACUGUUCCUUCCACAAGGCUCUUGUGUCCAGUCUUUGCCUGUUUACAAUCUCCUUUGACAUUGUUUAAAGAACACCAAAUUCAGAAACUAGUUGCUUUACAAUAAACUUUUAUAAACAACAUAUUUCAGAACAGUGCUUUUAAGGUGCAAAUGAUUUAUUAUUCGACCGGUCUUUGGGGCUACGCAAUUGUCGAGAAUCUUAGUUGGCAUUAAUCGCAUCCGAGUUGGUGCUCGCAUCCGAGUUGGUGCCACAUACGCUGGCUAGCUACUUUCUGUUGGCAUCACUUCACUUAGGUACACCUCCCGCUCCCAGGAGCACCUGGUAAGUUUGUACCUCAGCCGUACUGCUCAUGUAAGACAGAAAUACUGAGAGCUUCUAGAAACUGGUGAACUCCUAUUUCGCACACUGAGUAUAUUUUCAAUAGCAUCAGAUUUUUGGCAGUCGUCCUGACACAGUAAAAGUACAAACACCCAUAUUAGUUCAGUGACCUUGUAUCACAAGUACACACAUAUGCCAGUCUUGUAGCAAGGAGAGCUCUAUAUAUGUCAGACUGAUGAAUGUUUUGAAAAGGGGGCAGCAUUCAACGAAGUACUGAGUGAAAGCAGGAGCAAAAACAAAAACGUACAUAAAGUUGUCUGAUUGUCUUGCUGCUUCAAACGCAAUGAAUCACAGUUACCAUAUUAUAACUUUCCCUUCCCAUCUAGUUUAUUCAAAAAUAGUCAUUUUGAUGUUAGCACAAUGAGAUGGUGCAUUUUUAUGGUUUGUGACUUAAAACACAGCAUGUCAUUGCAGCAAUGCGACAGCAAUACUAAAUUCAAUUUUCAAAUCCCUUUUGAUACUUAUAUUGACGAAAGGAUGGUUUGGUAUAAGUUUUUUUUUGUAAUAAACUUGACACUAACAUCUAACUUUGAUCUACAUUAUAAUUUUGCAAUAUGAAAAUGCACAGACUGUUUGCCAACUGCACUCUACGGAACAAGUCCCCCAGUGCCUCAGACAGAUAUACAUCUAUAUGUUUGUAACAGUUAGAUAGUAACUUUACAUUAUUACAGAGUUCAUCAAAAUCACUUUUACUAUUUUAUUUAAUUUUACGGCAUUUAUUGCUUUAUGAGUUGUUUACUUCUUUCUUUCACCUAGAGAAUAAUAUUUUCUGUUACAAAAUGGUAUCGGAAGAGGUAGUUAUUUGAAUGAUUUCUUUUGACUGCAAGACACAGAUAUUACGAGAGUUCGGAUGUGUCGACUGUGUGCCAACAGGGCAUCAAACACCAAUCUUCUACCUCUUGUUGCAAUUCGUAUCAAUCUUUGUCACUCAGUAAAUGACACUGUUGAACUGUGGGGCCUCCGCCUUUUCAGCAUGUCUUUUAACUAGAACCAUUUUUGUGAUACUAUUCCUUUCUUACAUUGUGAUUGGUAAACAACCAAUCUUGAAUUGAAAUUGCCAUCUUUUAUUGAGGAACACAAGUACCCUUGAAUCUCUAGUAUCUUAUUUAACUACAUUACUUCUGUGUAAGCUACUUUAUGGUUAAAGUAGAGAUCAUGUUUAUGGCACUGUUGUGGAACCUGUCCAGUUUAAGUUAUUUUCCUAACCUCCCCACCUCGCUCUUGUUGUUAGAUUAUCUGGUACAGUGUAAGAACUCCUAAUAUUUUGUAGGUGGUUUAAAACAUCAAAGCGAAAUUUGGAACAAGUGUUGUGCUGAAUCAUUAGUUCUCAUAAGUUUUUGUUUGUAUCAGAACAUUUAAGCAUCUGUUAUUUCUGUUACUGUACAGCUUACAUUGUUCUUAAACAUGUUAAAAACGUGUUGAAGAGUAUCCUGUGUGCACAAGAGAGAGAGUGAGAGAUUGAUUUUACAUUGGAGUCAGACUUUGUCAUUCUAGUGUUGAGGUAUCUUUGAGUCAUUUUUGUAUGUCUUUGUGUUAAGAAUCUUUUGGGCUCAAACAAAUGUGUAUGUGAAUGGCCUUGAUUGCUCUGAGUGACUAAUAAAAGCAAUCUACAUAGCGUUUUGUGUAUAUGGUGAUUGUUCUCUGUGAUUCUUGGUCAGCUGUGCCUAACAGGAAUAAAUCUCAUAUUAUUCUCCCUCUGGUGUCCAAGACAGUGGUCUCAUGUAAAAAGCAAAGAGGAGAAGAAACUGAAAGUCACAGUCAGGAGCCUUAUGUUUUGCAAUUUUAGCCUCUUCAAACAAAGUAUGUCUUUGUUCUCUAAUGUUAUGUGUAUGUAUUUUUUUUCUGCAUAUAUUCUAGCAGUACAUGUAAUAGGGACAAUCGAGUGUUACUGUGUGUGUAAUGGGUAAUCUGCAGUCAGUGGUAUCAUUCACUCCAGAAGAGCUGAAGAAAAUUGAGAUAAAAUAUAUAUUAGUGGCUGUGGAAAGUGUGGAAUUGAAUAAAAACAACCAAACCACUGCUUAGUUAUAGAUAUAAUAGGCAAUAACAGCACUUGCGAAAGUCAUCUGUGACAAGUUAAAACUGGACAUUCGACCUGUAUGUGUGCCUAGCAUGGACUGUGUUAUAUCAGUCACACCAUCUGAGCGCACGGGGAAUCUGCAUUCAGGUCACAGCCCAGCUCAUAUUUUUAACUUUUCACUGUAGUAAGUACUCUGUAGGCAGUAAGAUAACUCAUUUUCAGAAUUUGUGAUUGCUCAAGCUUUUAAUAUUCAGGAUUCUUGAAAAAAUAUUGUGUAUUGCAACUAAGUGGUUGUGUGGGUACCUUUUUAGUUGCUGUCUGCACUUCUCUUGGUGUAAACAGUAGGUAAAUGUAUCAUGCCCUCCACUGAAUGUAUUUUAUUUCUCACUUAAAAACUUCUUAAAAAUUGUAAUGCAAAAAUGGUUGUGUACUUAAUGGUAUAUGCAUAGUGAAUAUUGGCAAGUCUUUUGUACAGUUUGAAAUUUAAAAAUUGGUGAAUGAAGACAUCAAGCUCUAACUUGGCACCUCCAUUUUCUUUACUUCCCUAUCUGUUGGUUGAUACAGAAAUGCAAGGGUUGCUAUUCAACAUUGAACAUAGAUUGCAUAUGUCAACAUAUUAUGUCAUUGUUAGAAUGGAGUGUUUGAAUUUAGGUGUUUCUUUAAAAAAAAAAAAAAUCAUCCUACUUUUUACACAUAGUUUUAGUUUAAUUUUUUUGUGGAAAGAAAGUCUGCAAUAUAUGUACUUAUUGUUCACUAGAUACAUGAAGGAUGUGUGUUUCACAGUUUUAUGUGACUUUAAACUGCACAUUGUACUUAAAGAUUUCAGUUCGAGAUAAUAGGCUCAGAAAACAUUGGUGACCAUUCGGGUACAUAAAUAAAAUAUAACAUUAAGCAUUGGUAAUAUCAGUUCAAUUGUAAAUGUCAACAUGUACUGUAAGGCCUUGUUCAGUAUGUGUAAAAAAUGAUGAAAAAUAGCCUCUUUGGGGGGGGGGGGGGGGGGGAGCAUGAUACCUCUAAAGCAUGCAUUUAUCCUACCUGAUACAAGAAAUGAAACAAGGGGGUAGGAAACACAUUUCCCUCUAUAUAAGUUAUAAUUUCAUACCAGCAGGAAUGCAAAGAAAACAGCUAGAUAUUAGGGCCCCCUAGUUUGAAUGAGAAAAAUAUUUUAUGAAUUUUGUUCAGGGGUUCUGUGCAACAGCAAUAACAUCAUUUGUCAACACAGCCUCCGAGUAACACAUGGUGUUCAUCUGCAUUUUUUUUUUCGAAUGUGUUCCAUCUGUUUCUAAUGUUCACCUAUUUGGCCUGCGGCUACAAUUACUGCCUGUUUCUGCAUUCCAUUUGCAACAGGAGCUGUUUGCUUCAUAAAAUGUUAUGAUAGUCCCAGCUCGCAGGUCCUAUGUAUGUGACCAAAUACUGCUCUACAAAGAUAAGUCUCCAACAGCUGCAGAAAACCAGUGGAAGAGUGCAAGAAAUGCUGCUGGAUAAAGGUAUUCGCACUCUCAGUGCUAGUACUAGUAUAGUGACUGCUGUAAAUCAGUGUCUCUUGAGAUCAAUAUUGUGAGUUAAGGUGUCAAACUAUUGCAGCAAGAUAAUUACAUAUAAAAAAAGUGGGGAUGUUCUCAAUAGAGAUGCUGCUGUUUCUCUUUGCUGCCUAUCUUGUUGUUUGUAGGGCAUUUGUGUUUGGAGAGCACAGAGGAACGUACAAACGUGCCUGUAGAUUUCUCAUUACUCACACAUGUUUAGCUCCUGUGAAUUUACGAUUACAGAAGGUGUGUACUUAAUGGCAUAUUUAUUGUGCUGCAUAUGUUUCUGAGAACCAAAGUCUGAUGUAAAGUUUCAGCAGCAGCAAAAGAAGAUUAAGUGUAGCCUGCUUACUUCACAAGUGAUGUCAUUUUCAAACUGUGCAAUGUAAACAAGUCUACUUUCCCCAUGGGGAGACUGAUACCACUGCCUGCCUUCUUACCCAGGUGUGAAUUAUUGGUAGCAAAUUCCUGCAUAUUGUACCCCACUCGUAUUCAUUAAUAGCUUUGUUGAAAUCUGUGUUUUUAUGCAGAUUAGUACUAAGCAGUGUUUUUUUUUUCUUUUUUUUUCGUAACUCUGAACUUAAGAGUAUGUGUCACUUUUUACAUUUUCUGUUCACUUAGUUUGCAGUUUUCAUGUGUGUGCCUUACAGGAAAUGUGAUUCCUUAUAAGCAUUUAUAUAAUAUACAUUGCUACAUUAUUUGAAAUGUAAAUUCUUUAUAUUGCAUUGUGCACUUAUACUGUGAGCAUUUAUUACUAAAGAUAUACAAAUAUUUAUAUGAAGCUGCAAAUGGGAAGUAAAA